Sporothrix schenckii 1099-18 is the source of this 528-nucleotide messenger RNA. RefSeq lists its product as uncharacterized. Lineage: Eukaryota; Fungi; Ascomycota; Sordariomycetes; Ophiostomatales; Ophiostomataceae. Gene Ontology annotation, cellular component: mitochondrial inner membrane peptidase complex. The coding region runs from base 1 to 528 and encodes 175 amino acids. The transcript is spliced from 2 exons. The record is from RefSeq and is a predicted model, not a curated record.
AUGACGCCGCCCUGCUACACAUUCCCGGCCGCAGAGCUGACAGAACGGGUCCAGCUCGACGUUCAUGGCCGUCAGCGCAAGAUGCUGCCGGGCUCCUCCGCAUCGACCCAGCGCACAAGUGCCGAUGCUGUCCAUAGUGCGUCUGACGGUACGGAUGGAGGCAGCGGUCGCGGCAGCCGACACCAGGGAAUCGACAUCGUCCGUGACUGCACGCUAGUGUCGUCUAUGGUACAAUAUAGCUGUUCUGUGAUGCACCCAGAGAUGCGUGACAGCCCAGUACGAUGCUGGCCCAUGCAACGGAUGUUUCGAAGAUGCCAGGACAGGCACGGGACAUUCACUGUGGAGACCACUGCGUGGGAAGGCACCGAAGCAAGUCGACGCGGUAGCGUGGGCAGCUCGGUGGGAAGCAUAACAACCGAUGCAACCACAGAGGCUACUGCAGGACGUUCGCCAGCGUCAAGCUCUUUUGCCGUGUCGACCGGAGCAGCGCCACCAAAACGACCAGAGACACUAGGCGUGUUUGGAUGA